AUGUCCCUAAUAUUCCCUACUUUAUUAUUAUUCUCUUUAAUUACUUUUACAUUGGCUGAUUCUGCCCUCAAAAACCGUUGUUACAGUUGUGCAUCAGAAAAUAUGAAAGAAGAUUUCCUUUCACGUGAUCGAGGUCCGCCUGGACGUGUUAAAGAACCUAAACUUUAUGAUUCGAUGUGUGAUUUAGAUUCGUGGUUAAUAAGAGAUAAAAGUUCGGUUGAUUGUAAUGGACCUUGUUUUAAAUGGCAACAAAUUUUAAAUAAUUCUGGAGUUUUAUCGUAUUCUACAAUACGUGAUUGUUAUGAAAGGGUGAGGGAGAAAGAAAAUAAUGUAACUUAA
Messenger RNA from Meloidogyne enterolobii, 339 nucleotides. The record is from the annotation of a GenBank genome assembly. Lineage: Eukaryota; Metazoa; Nematoda; Chromadorea; Rhabditida; Meloidogynidae.